AUUUUUUUCCUAGUAUAUAACUUUAAUAUUUCGUGAUAGACAAUGUUGACCAAUGUUUACGUCACUUUCUCUAUACUCCAUAACCAAACGUUUCCAUAGCAACAUCUUCAGAGUACAUGGAGUUUCUGCAGUGGGACAGUCAGGAUGUUGCACGAUGGGUCACGUCCAUAGGAUUUCCACAAUACAAAGAGUGUUUCACCGAGAAUUUCAUCACUGGAAGGAAGCUCAUUCAUAUAAACUGCAACAACUUGCCAAAACUCGGAAUCACAGAUUUUAAAGACAUGCAGGUCAUCUCUGCUCGUGUACGUGAGCUACUGGGGAUCACAGAGACCCCGUGGAGUCGCAGCGUCGCAGACCCCCGGUGGGACACCAUGGCCCUGUUCUUGGUAAAAAAGAGCCGCAUCGGAGUGCGUGCCGAGGCCCUCACCUUCCAGUCCUUUCUGUGUGACUUGAAUAGUGGAGUCUCAACACCUGAGGAGCAAAGAGGGAGACGGGGAAAAAAAAAACUAAACAAACAAAAGCAUUGCAGCGUCAUUGAUAUCACCAACUGUCAGCUGACGAUCACACAGAUGAGACACUUUUCAGUAGGUCAGAGACAAGCCCUGACAUUAACACUUCCCAGCAGUAAAAUGCCACCAUCGACCAUGUGGCUGACAAACAAAAGACAAUAAAAUGCU
This is a messenger RNA of Cyprinodon variegatus (sheepshead minnow), 677 nucleotides long. It is a transcript of the gene samd15, whose product is annotated as sterile alpha motif domain containing 15. Lineage: Eukaryota; Metazoa; Chordata; Actinopteri; Cyprinodontiformes; Cyprinodontidae. The transcript is spliced from 3 exons. The coding region runs from base 117 to 671 and encodes 184 amino acids. The record is from RefSeq and is a predicted model, not a curated record. Gene Ontology annotation, molecular function: protein binding.